Mucor velutinosus is the source of this 417-nucleotide messenger RNA. RefSeq lists its product as uncharacterized. Lineage: Eukaryota; Fungi; Mucoromycota; Mucoromycetes; Mucorales; Mucoraceae. The transcript is spliced from 3 exons. Bases 1 to 417 code for a protein of 138 amino acids. The record is from RefSeq and is a predicted model, not a curated record.
AUGUCAAAUCAGCGCUUACUUCGAGAUUUUGACAGUGAAUUCAAGGCCGGUGUUGACCGUAGACGACAAAAUGGCAACCGAUUUGGUGAGUGUGGUGUGUUCUCUUUGAACUGUGCCAGACAUGGUAUUGUCGAGCGUAUCUUUGACAUCUUUGGUGGCGAAGGACGCAAGUACGCUUUGGCUGCAAUCAGUCAUGUGGUUGAUAGCUUGGGAGACCAAGAAAAGCUGGCUGUCUUGUAUGACAUUGUUUGCAUGUGCCAAAAAAGAAUAGUGGAGUCUGUCCCUCUCAUAAAUAGACAUGACCCCAUCUAUGGCGUAGCCAUUUUCCAUGCUUUGGCUCACAGCCUCAACUGCCAAGUCAAAUACUUUCCAAGAUAUGUGAAGGCUAUGGCUCUCACCGGUAAUAAGCGACUAUGA